ACGUGAGUGAAACACUUGUAUGUUUAUAUAAAUAAACAACAAAAAAAACCGCACCCACAUUGCAUGUAUUCGUACUCGCAUGUUCAACAGUAAUUACAAAAAAGCUUCAUCUUUUAUCAUUAUCCACCGCAUCUACAAAAGCAUAAAAAAAAUUUUUUUCAUCUAAAUAAUACUCCAAAGAAUGAAUACAAAAGACUUGAAGACAUUAAAGGAUCACCAAUGCGCUUGACAUCUAUCAAAGAACUUGGUAUCAUGGCAACUGAUCAACUCUGACAUCAUAUCACCAUUGAGUCACUUGUAUUGUUCACCUGUUAAGAAUGCCCAGUGACCGUACCUGCAAUUUUAAAUUAAAGUGACUCGUUUACUUUUUUAUUAAUCAAUUUUUAUUUAUUUACUAACUGAAGAUUAAAUUUAAAAAAAAUGUUUAUUUACUUGUUGAUUACUGGUCUCUGCUGUUUUAUUGACUUAACAUUUGCUGGCGAAUAUAUCGGAUGUUUCAAAAGCCCUCAAGAGUCCGAUGAACCUCUGGUGGUAUUAUCAAGUCCACAUCCUCCAGAGGUUUGUAUCAAAGAAUGCCGCAGUCGUUAUUACAAGUUCGCAGGCUUAAUGAAAGGUCAGCAGUGCUACUGCAUGAGUGUUUACGGUCGCAAUGGACCAUCAAGUGGCUGUACCACUCCUUGUCUUGGUGAUGAAAAAUUAUUAUGUGGUUCUCACGAUUCCAUAAGUGUCUACAGCACUGGCCAAAAAGUUUCAAGUCCGCCAAGGGGACUCAGAGUAAUAGACAACAAGUCGACAUCACUUGACAUCAUAUGGCAACCACCAGAUAUUACCAAUGGCAACAUAACGUCUUACAUUAUUCGUGCAAUAGCACUUGAAACUCAUGCAUACUAUCCACUUCAGCCUAUGCAAUUACAAAUACAAGGUGAAUCAUCUGACAGCACAACUCUAACUAGUUUGCAGCCUGGUACUAAAUAUAAUAUAUCUAUAACAGCAGUAAAUGCUGAUGGUGAAAGCCAGCCAAAUUAUUUGACAGACUGGACUUUGAUCAGUUCACCAGAAAAACCAGAUAGACCUAAAAUAAUAAAACGAGAUGAUAAUCAAAUUUUUAUUGAAUUAACUGAGGGUAGAAGUCAGUAUGGGCCUUUGAGUUCUUAUCAAAUAAUUGUCGUCCAUCCUGGGACUAUUCCACCAGAACAAACUGAUAUUAUUUACCCAAAUUAUCAGAAAGCAAUACAAGAUGGUAUUCCAUUUUAUGUGACUGGUGAAUUUGAAGCCGGUGAGUUUGAUAAGUAUCAACAAUUUGUAAUUGGCAAUGGUAAAAAAAUUGGGAGUUAUUAUAAUGCACCGCUGGAAAAACCUUUCGAUAGACCACAGAUUGGAGUUGUAUUGAUUUCUCGUGUGCGUAAUCAAAUAAAAUAUAGUUAUUCUGAUCUUGCAGGUCAUGCAUUAGAAUUCAAUGCCGGUUUAAAUGGACUAGCGAUUGGUCUUUAUGUCGCUAUCGCGCUGCUGAGUAUUUUAUUAAUCGUUUCUGUUACUGGUUACUUUAUUUUAAGAAAACGUCAUGAGCAAAUUCGCAUGACCAAGCUACCGGAGCAACAAGAGCUGACUCUACAGGGUCCGAUGUACGAGGUAGAUAAUAUGGCUUACAUACCGGAAGAUAUUCCAGAACGUCCAAAUCAUUAUCAGGAUUUAAAGUCAAAAGUAUGGAGUAUUCCGAAAAAUUUUUUGACCAUAGAGCCGACAGUUGUACGCCGCGGAAGGUUUGGUAACAUCCACAUGGGAACUGUUCAAGAUAAGGAUGGCAAUUCUUCGAGAGCUUUGAUCCACUCGAUAGCUGACAAAAAUUUACGGGCUUCUGAUAAACGUCACAUGCUGAGGGAUCUUGAUGUCUGCAUAAAAGCCGGAAAGAUGAAUUACCUGGCAAGCUUUGUUGGAAAUUGUGAGACACCUGAUGUACUUUAUGUUGUUCAAGAAGCACCGGCUCAAAAUUUAAAGCUGAGAUUACUUGCCGCUAGAUCGGGUGAUGUUUUUCCAUAUGAAUUUAUUCUCACAAUCGGGUCAUCGAUUGCCACUGGAUUAAAUUAUCUUGAUGCGCAUAAAAUAAUUCAUUCACAUUUGUGUGCACGAAGUAUUGGACUCACUGAUGACCUGGUACCAAAGAUCAUGGGGUUCGGUAUCGGUAAACAUGCUCUAGAAGAUUUAAAACUUGCGCGCUGGACUGCGCCUGAAAGAUUCGGUCAUAAGAAACACAAUCCUGCGGUCGUCUGGUCUUUUGCUGUCGUCGUUUGGGAGAUGAUGAGCAUGGGCGGUACUCCGUACCAUGACUUGGAGGACGAGAGUGACGUCGAAGAAGCUGUUGUUGAAAAAAAUACCCGACUACCUCAGCUACGCGAUAUGCCUGAUCCUCUCUACGAAGUUUUGUUGUCCUGCUGGAAUGAUAAUCCUGACGAGCGUCCGACUUUUGAUGAACUCAGUCGAUUGAAUACAUUGAGCAUUUGUCCCAUCACUGCCAUUACGGAGCCUUAUUUACCAGAACUGGAAUUAAAUAACUAAGCAAAUCCUAGUGUUUCCAUUGUGACUUAAAAUUUUUAUGAACAAAAGAACAAUUCUGCAUUUAUAUAUAUACAUAUAUAUUUAUAUUAUAUUACACAACUCGUUUUUAUAAGGUCGUAAACUUUAAUGCAUAGUUACCGUUUACAAAAGCGAUUGACGCAAUUUUUAUUAUUUUUAUAUAUAUUUUUCAGCUACUUACGUAUCAUAAAUACGUACAGCUCAACUUUCCGUCCAGAUUUUACUUAAUUUUUUUUUUUAUACUAGUUUUACUUAUUUUUGUUAUUUUUUAAUUAAUGAUAUUAUAGAUUAGAUCUGAUUUUAAAGAUUAGUUUUAUAAUUUUUUACUUUUUUUUUUUUUUUUUUUAUCAAUUGAGGAUAUUCUCAGACAGUGCCCCCACUUUUUGAAAAUAUUCAAUGACCUUGAAGUGUCAUAAAAGUAUUAAAAUGUUAUUAAUUAAUUUCAAAAAAAUUAAAAUAUUAAUUGAAAAAAGGACAACGUAGUUACAAUUUUGCUAAGAUAUAGAUUUAAAGAAAAAAUACUCAUAGUUGUUAUAAAUUAGGAGCUAAGUGAAAGCCCUUAUACCCUCUCAGUACCGUUAAUCGCUUACUUUAACUGUUUGAUGUGUUUUUUAUAAUUUUUAUAAAAAAAAAUUACAACUAAAAAUGUUAUUAUUGAUAAAUAAUUUUUUGUGAAUUUAAAUAUAGAAAAUAUGAUGUAUCGAAUUGUUUUGUAUUAGACUAUAAAUUUAAAUUAAAUGACUGUUUUCAGAAUCGCGCUUAGCCGGGCGUUUUUACUUUAACGUUCAUUCGUUAGAUUAAAUUUAGGUUACGUCAAAUUUUUUUAAUAAUUGUUAUAACUAUAUCUUAUUAAAUACAUUUUUAAAAUUCAUGAAAUUUUGUAUUAUGCAAGAAUAAAGUAGUAUAAUUUAUAAAUUAUUUUCCAAAUCAAUAAACUUAUCAUAGUUUAAUUGAUAUUGUCUUUGAGCAACUAUGGGCCAUGUGUUGAUCGAGUAAUGGUACAUGACAACUUUUAGUGAGCGACUAUGAGUACACUCACGGACCUUAUUUAAAAAAUUAAUAAUAAUUAAUUAUCAACAUUAUUUUUCAAACUAAAAUUUUAUUCUAAUACUUAAAACUACAAAAAAUAACUAUAAAAUGAAAAUAUGGUUUUUUAUUUUAUUUAAUCAUAUAUAUUGAGUGAUUUAAUCUGACUCUAAUAAAAAGUGAGCGGAUAUAAGGGCUUUUACCUGAAUUGAAAAAAAAUUUUCAACGAAAACAUCAAAAAUAUGUAUUUUUGCAUUUUAUAAGUUGAAUUUACUCAUAGAAAAUCAAACUUUCACAAAUUUAUAAAUUCAUAUCCUUAAAUACGCUGAAAAGAAGAUUAUUUAAAAAAAAAAAAAUUGAUCGCAUAAUUUUUCGAUUUUUUAUUGCCAAAAUUAAGUGGAGCCGUGAUUGUAAACAAUUAUAAUUUUAAUACGGUCAUUACAAUUUAAAGUCAUUUUAUAUUUUUAAAAAAUGGGGGUGGGGUGAAUGGGUUUGAGAGUGACCUUAAAAAUCGAUCAAGAUUUAUUACUGAGUUUAUUUUAUUUAGAUACUUUGCUUUAACCACCGGAUUUAAAAAAGCUUAAACAUAAAUCUAGGCAUCCACCAAAGUACAAAUAAAAUUAAAUUAGUAUAUAAAUUAAAAUAACAAUCUCGCCUGAUGCUUUAGAUCAAAUAAAUUUAUAUAAAAAUUCAAAAGUUAUAGUAAUGAGGAUUUAUUAAUUAUUAACAAAUAAAUAUUUUAAAUAAAAUUAUUAUUUUUAUUUUAUCAAUAUAUAAUACAUAAUAAAUAUCACAUUAAUUUAUAUUAAUUAAAUAUUUAAUUUAAAUCGUUAGUACUUAAAAUAAUAAUAAUAACUAUUCAAAAGACUUAUAUCAUAAGUGAUAUAUAUUUUUAAAUUUAUACAGUUUAAUAAAAAAAUAAUAUUAUAAUUAGUGAGUAUAGUACUUAAUGCUUAAUUAUAAAUAUAAACCAAACAGAACAAACAUUUAUAAAAAAAUUUUUGUUUUAAAUUUAUUCCGGUUAAUCGGAUAUUUAAAAAAACAGAUAAAGUAAUUUUUGUAACUUUUGUAAUUAAAUUAUUGAACGUGAUAUAUAUUUUGAAAUCACUUGUUAAAAAGCUUAUGGGCAUUUCAUGUCCAAUCGGACGUUUAAACAAUUUUAUUUUUUUCAUUUUUUGUUAUUUUGUAGACCCAUCAAAAAACUUUUCUUGGUAAAUUUUGAUAUUUUCAAUGACCCUUUCAAAAAUUUUUUUGGUUUUUUAUCAUAACUUCGUUCAUAAUGGUCAAAAUAAAAAAUUUUUAUGACUAUUUAUCAUUUUUCUAAUUCUUCUAAGUAGUUUUUACAAUUUUUUACUGUAAACAGGUGUUUGAAAAUAAUAAUUAGUCGUUAAGUCUGUUUAUAACCAGUGGUGAAAAAACAUCUGUCUACAUUGAAAAAUUAUAAAAACUACUUCAAAGAAUUAGAAAAAUAACAAAUAGUGACUAAAUUUGGUAUUCAUAAUAAUUAAUAGAGAAAACAAUAUUUUUUAAAUUUUCAAAAAUUUAAAAUAUCAUGAACUUUGAAAAAAAAAAUUAAAAACUUAAAAAUCACAUAGAAUCAUUUUCGAAAGACUUGUUCAUAUUUUUUUCUACAAAGUACAUAAAAAAAUAAAAUUUACAAAAAAACCUUUAAUUUAGACCAUUAUCAAAAAAGUUAUGAUCAAAAACAAAAAAAAAGAAUUCUUUGAAUGGUUCAUUGAAAGAAUCUUAAAAUUUACCAGGAAGAUUUUUUUUAUGGGUGCUACAAAAUAUCAAAACAAUAAAUAAAAAAUAGCAUUUUUCAUCUGUCAUAUUUAGCAUGAAAUGCCCCAUAUAUAUGUAUAUAAAAUAAUAAAAAUAAAGAGAUGUAUAAAAAUUUAA
This is a messenger RNA of Microplitis demolitor, 5496 nucleotides long. RefSeq names its product putative inactive tyrosine-protein kinase Wsck (gene Wsck). The coding region runs from base 421 to 2553 and encodes 710 amino acids. Gene Ontology annotation, molecular function: transmembrane receptor protein tyrosine kinase activity; protein binding; ATP binding. The transcript has 3 exons. The record is from RefSeq and is a predicted model, not a curated record. Gene Ontology annotation, cellular component: signaling receptor complex. Gene Ontology annotation, biological process: positive regulation of kinase activity; protein phosphorylation; cell surface receptor protein tyrosine kinase signaling pathway. NCBI's taxonomy places the organism in Eukaryota, Metazoa, Arthropoda, Insecta, Hymenoptera, Braconidae.